Molecule: messenger RNA, 3363 nt
Organism: Punctularia strigosozonata HHB-11173 SS5
Lineage: Eukaryota; Fungi; Basidiomycota; Agaricomycetes; Corticiales; Punctulariaceae
Exons: 11
Coding region: 1-3363 (1120 amino acids)
Source: RefSeq, a predicted model, not a curated record
AUGUCAGGUGAGAAGAUUCAAGCCAUCCUGGACAAAUCUCGCGAUCCUCCGGCUAUCGACAGUCUGGCCCUCUAUCUCAAGCGAUAUGUUGAUGUCGCUCUGUAUGCCUUGGAGGACAAGUCGUAUGUCAUACAGUUAAAGCUUGUCAACAUCGGACUACGACCCAAUCUCAAGGGUUGUGUCCAUUGCAUAAUGACUUGGCCCGAAUAUGUCCGCAAGUUCAUGCUGAUUCUUCGGUUUGUCCUCUGCGCUGCUCGCGGUGAUUUCCCCAACGACUUCUCCUUGCCGCUCAUGGAGGUCCAGGGGGCCUUCGCCCAGGACUUGAUGAUGCAUCUCGAGAACGCACAUGACACGGAUGCCCAGCCUGCUGGUCUCGAACAGCUCAAAACCAACCACGAGGAGAAGGCUUUAAUGAACUGUUUCAGCAAGGAUUGUCAUAUCAUGAAGUCACUCCACAGCCUCCUCUGGUCCCUCGUCUCACACAAGAAGCUCGGGUGUGACCCCAGCAAGUUCUACACCCCGUUGUACAACUAUCUUGUCCUCAGCUCCUACAAUGCGCAGGGCCACCUCAAGGUGUUCUAUAUUCUCAAGAGCAGGACGUUCCUUAUCUCAAAAUAUUCCCUCUCAUCCAGCCAUGUCUCCUUGUUGAGUUGUAUUGUGUCCACCAUCUGCCUCGACAACGAAGGCAUGCCGUGGAUCAACUUUGUGGACAAGAAGUUCAAGAGCUGGGUGUAUCACGGCAAGAUUCUGAGCAUGCAGAAGCUUGGUGACGUGAUGUUCAAAGGCAUCGCCGAGGCCAUGGAUCUCAUCUGGCGCAAGAUUCUUUGCAGUAUCCCCUCCAAUGACGACGCACUCGGGUUCAAGCGAACUGGCCUGGUUGACUCCCCGCAGAACAUGUUGUUACAUUACUGGUUCCUUCAGCACCAAGAGAACAACUUUGAACAAUAUCGCGAUGACCUCUUGCAACUCUGGAUCGGAAACGAGCACACCCGCAAACGUUUCAUCAACACCAAGGCCAAGGACAACAAAAUUGAGCAUGUCUAUGCCGCCUACAAUUGCAUCCAGCAGAUCCUCCUCGCUGUCACCUGGUUUGCCUGCAGUCCCCCCGGUCACGCAACGGAAUGGCAGGUGCUUAUCAGCAUGAACUCGCAGCAGGGACAUAUGCGUAGCCUCUACAUUUUCACGGAUGAAUCGUACCUCGUCACCAGUUACCACAAGAACUUCGGUGCGACUGGCAAGCAGAAGGUUACCACCAAACUAGUGCCGACCCAGGUUCAGGAACUUCUGCUGUGGUCGGAGGUCGUCCUACAGCCUGCAAUGGAAUACUUGUUGGAGGUCACUCACGGAGCCAAAGCACACAUGCACAUGUAUGACAAUAUCUUCCCUUUGGCUAGUCAGACUCAAUGGCCCAACGCCAUCAACACCGCGUUCCCUGAACUCAUGCGCAAAUACCUUGGCAUCAAGCUGACCGUUCACAAUGCACGUGCCACUUCUGCCGCACUAGAAGCAUUCACCCUCAACAUUGACGCUGAGACCUGCCAGCAGAAGUUGCACAAGUUCCAUUGGUCCGCAUCAGAUCAGCAAAUGCACUUGCCAGCAACCGAGGACCGGUACUACGCGUUAACCACCUCCAUGCUGAAGCAUAUCAGCGCGUACCAGCUGCAAGGAUACACAUAUACCUCACAAGUUCAUCAGGCGGCACUUGGUUUUUGUUCCCAUCCUGACGUGGAAGAAAUUACCGACAUGGCCGCUCCUCUUAUGGUUCACACGGUUGCUGUUGCCGUGCCCACGUUCGAGUCCCAGAAGGAGAUAGCGCAGCUUGUGCUCAAUGGUGUGGCAGGCACGCUGAAUGAGUCAUUUGCCCACACCGUCACCUCCAUCCUGUCUCGUAUCCCCAGCGUAUCCAAGUUGAAGUGCACCGCAGAGAAGCAGAGAGUGCUGCCAUUGACUCUCAGAUGUGUUUGGGAUCUGCUCGACAACCAGGACACGUUGUUCCACAUCCCUGAGCAGGGAGUCGCUGUUAUGAAGGCCCUGGCUGGCACGUUUAAUCUGCAGCUCAUAUUACUCACGGCUACCGCACCGACCCGCAUCAUUCUGGCGCUGCUGAAAGCCGCGGGCCGUUGUAAUAUUCAUACCAUUUGUGCUCCUGUGACUCGCCCUGAGAUCAAAUAUCAAUAUCACUACUUCAACAGCAAGUGCAAGGCCCUCAAGCUCAUCGCAGCACAGUACUGCAAGGCACACAAAUCAUACAAGGUACGGUGGACCGAAGUCGGGCCAGUCAUUGCCGCGACUUUAGCCCUUGGUUAUGGCGUCAACGUCCCGCACGUCCGUGACGUGUUCUUCUUUGGGCUUCCUGGCAAUUUCCUGCUGGCGGAGAAAGAGGCUGGUAGGGUCGGUCGCAACAGGAUGCCUGCAAACACAUGGUUUAUCGAUGUCAAUGAUCCGGCAUUCUUUCGCCACCCUCCUUCGACACACAACCUUCUCGGUGACGAGGAUAUCAUUCCCGCCCUCCACCCUGACGAUUGCUUGCGGCUGCCAUUCAGCCAGUUCUUCAAUGACAUCAACGUAUCUUGCCCCGAGCUACGAAAUGGCCAGCUUUGCAUGAACUGCAAGCGCAAUGUGCUUGGUCCCCACCCGAACCUAUUCUCUUGUGAAGAUGCUUCGUGGGGGGAGUCAGUUAUCCAUCUGUACCUCCCGGAGACGAGCCAGAUACCAGGCACUAGGGCAAUGGUGAACCUGGGCCUCCGCGACUUGGAUAAGCUUCGUGCGAGACAACCUGUAACAUGUGCCCCAGUUCCUUUCCCUGCUGCUGCCCCUAUUCCUGCCCCUCCCUCCCGCCCUUCCAUCCGUGCACUUCCUUCCCCCCCUUCCACGAAGCACGGCAAUGGUCAGGCAGUGGAACCGUGGUUGGACAGCUUGUACGGCAUGUUUUUCAACGACGGUGAUGUUGAUUUGUACAUGAACAUUGAUACAGAGGUGCUGGCUCAGCAAUUCCCACACAGUGACGCUCUCCGCAGCUAUGUCACGACUGCAGCACCAUUCCCAAUCCAUUCCUCCCUGGCUCCUCAAGCAUUCAGCGAUCAUGUCGAUGCAAACUCAAGCACCUACUUUCUCGCCCCUGGUUCAUCUGUCUCCCACUGUCUCCCUGUGCCACUAUCCAUGGCCGCGCUCUCAGUGUUGUAUCCCCAGCAUCAAGACGACGUGUUCAGUAAUCCGUCUACAGCUGGCCACCAUUUCAGUGCUGGUCCCAUGCCUCCUGCGCGUUGCCCUCUGCCACCUUCUCUCCCACAGUCUCCAACGCCAGUUACCGACAUACAGAGAAAAAUGUGCACUGUGUCCUUCCACGCGACGCUGUCCGAGUAA